AUGCCGACCUUCACCAGCAUCGCCUUGGAAAACCUACUCGAACAUGGAGUUCGAGAUACUCACAAGAAGCCCUCUCAUGGGGACCGCGACGAGUCCGACCUGGUGAAAGCGGGUCCGAAACACCUGUACAUAUCGCCCGGUCUCUACGCCACUCCGGAUCAGGCUCCCAUACCCGAUCACCCGCCGUCCCCGUCUCCUUACGUGGUCAAUCUCAAGCGCCGCCGUGCAGGGAGCGCGGGAACGGGCGGAGCUCCGGAAUUUCCGUCGGGAGGCGAGGCCGAUGUGUUGAGCUUGAAGGGGGUGAAGGAGGACUUAGUGGAUGAGGUAGAUGUUGGAAAUGUUGAAGCUGGUGAAGAGGACGAGGGGUUUCUCGAUCGGUGGAGUGAAGCGGUGAGCGUGGGGAGUGAGAACGAGGCUAAUGAUUUCGACACCAGUCAAAUCGAAACCCGCAGCCUUGUUUCUGCUCAAGGGGAAUUUUUCGACGCCAUUGAAGAUUUCUCCACAGAUAGCUCUGUUUCAAAUGAACUGACAUGCGGUUCUAGAUUCGAAUCGGAAUUGCAUGCCACAAGGCUUAAUCUUCUUGAAGAAAUCGAGAAGAGAAAGACCGUAGAGGAGAAUCUUGCGUUGAUGCGCAGUCAGUGGGAGAGGAUCAGGGACCUUAUGUCUGAAGCUGGUCUAACAUUUCCUGCUCCUCCAGUUGCUAAUGAUAUCGUCCAGCUGGAUAACAAUUUAACAGACCAAAUUUCUCAGGAAGUUGUUGUAAGCAGAUUUGUUGCUGAAGCAAUUGGAAGGGGCGAAGCACAUGCUGAAGCUGAGGAGGCGGCUUUGGCGGUAAUUGAAAUGAAAGAUCAGGAGAUAUCACGGUUGCGUGACAGGCUUCAGUACUAUGAGACAGUUAACCAUGAAAUGUCCCAGAGGAAGCUUGUUGAGGUUGCACGUAGACAGCAAGAAAGGAAAAACAGACGGCGGAGGUGGCUAUGGAGCUUCAUGGGUCUGUCAAUCACGAUUGGUGCUUCAUUUGUUGCAUAUUCCUACUUUCCUCAGUCUGCAGAAAUCAUUUCGUUGCUAAAACGUGCCAACUCUACUGAUGCCUCACCUGCCAGUGCACCUGAGACCUCCCCACAAAAUUAA
Striga hermonthica is the source of this 1131-nucleotide messenger RNA. NCBI's taxonomy places the organism in Eukaryota, Viridiplantae, Streptophyta, Magnoliopsida, Lamiales, Orobanchaceae. The record is from the annotation of a GenBank genome assembly.